Chiroxiphia lanceolata (lance-tailed manakin) is the source of this 2492-nucleotide messenger RNA. It is a transcript of the gene CFAP100, whose product is annotated as cilia and flagella associated protein 100. The record is from RefSeq and is a predicted model, not a curated record. Lineage: Eukaryota; Metazoa; Chordata; Aves; Passeriformes; Pipridae. The transcript has 17 exons. Bases 234 to 2282 code for a protein of 682 amino acids.
CAACGGGAGCGCGGGUUUCCACGGAACCGCAAACAGAGCCGGCGGCGCCUCUGCCCCGUCCCGCGUCCCGCGUCCCGCCCCGCUCCGACCGCGGCUUCCCGGGGAGAGGAGCCCGCAGGACCCCUCCUUUGGGACCCAUAGCAAAACUACAAAAGAGACUGGAGUCAGAGAACAAAAAACUAACCUUCACCAAUUUGCCAAUCUAAAAGGAAACACAACGGAGUUCAUACAACAUGUCUGUGCUGUCCAAUAAUCAUUCCGCCUCAUCGCAAGAAAUCCACAAUGCUGAAACAAUUACUGGGUCAAGGACACCAUCUCAACACACAGCAUCAACAUCUAAAAGUCUCUCUUCCAGCCCUGCCCGCCUUGUGCUGUCAGAAAGCUCUGACGAGGAUGAAGAAAACCCAAAGAAAAAUCCAUUUACAAUCCCAUCAGAUGCUGAUAUUUUUGCACUAAAGGACAAGGAAAUCAAAAAAGCAAAGGCGGAACAUGAAAGGAAGAAGACCUUGAAAGUCCAUGAGAAAACUACUUACUCCACCAAAAUAAAAGAAAAAAGUGGGUUGAUGAAAGCUCUGAAAAAGGAGGAAGAGGAGAGCAGAAAACAGCCAACAAGUGAAGAGAGACUGAAAGCUCUUCAGGAGAUUCUCUCACGGAAGUUAGGCAUGCAAAAAGAUUAUGCAUUAGAAAGGGAGACCUUCCAUGGCUACUUAAAUGACAGAAGAGAGAUCUUUUUUCUUGAGUAUGCCAUGGCAGUGAAGCGAGAUGAGAUUAAAAAGAUGGAGGACAUAGCAAAGAAUGAGGAAAAAAAACUGGAAAAGGCUGAGAAAAGGAUGGAGAAGGAUGCUGCCAUGUUUGAGGAGUUCCUGCAGGAGAACCAAAAUAACUCUGUCAAAGCCCUGAAAAUGGCCAAAGAAGAAACCUCAGCAAAGAGAAAGAAAAUAAUGGAGCUCCGGGCAAUCAAUUCCCAAAUAACAAAGGUCCAAGGUGAUAUAUCCAGAAUUCGGGAUACUCUGCAGGAGUACAAGAUGUACAGGGACAUCCUCUAUCAGCUGUCUCCAAAAGAGUGGCAGAAGGAACACGGAAAAAAGCACACAAAGGAUAAGGAUUUGAAAACAGAAUCCAGAGCUAAUGAAGGGAGCACCUCAUCUGCCCCCGGGGCAGAGCAGGACCAGGGUGUGACAGCCAGGACUGCCCAUACCGUCAGUUUUACAGAUAUGCCAAGUUCCCUGCUGUAUUCAGAAAGUUUGGAUUCCAGGUCACGUGAUAUCAGGCCACAGCUCAAACAGUUCCUGAAGCCUCUUUUAACAAGAGAACCAAGUUCCUUGGAGGACACAGAAAAUGAAAUCAGCUCGGAUGAAGAUGAGGAGCCUGAGUUGUAUUUUACUCAUCCCGAACAACUGCUGAUUACUCUCAUGAAGAUGCAGGAUGAGAACAUAUCCUUCAUCCAGAAUUCCCAGGAUAUUGAGGAAAGAUGGAACAAGGUCCAGCACACUUUCAUCACCACACAUGAAAGCAUGGAGAAGGAGUUAGCAGAGCUGAAACAGGAGGUAAACACCCUGCAGUCUGCUGUCGCCCAGGAAGAAGAGAGAGUAGCACAUCUGAAGCUCAGAGUCCACCUCUUUUCCUGUGGAGAACAUGAAGCUGAUGACCAGGACAAAAUACUCGCAAGCCUGAAGAACAAGGUGCUGGAAGUCUAUUCCCACUGCACUGGAGACAAUGAGACAAACCUGAAGACAAUAGAGAUGCUAAAAGUAAUAGAAAAACAGCUCAAUGAUUUACUGGAUAACCUGGAGGGAAUUCCAUCAUCACAGAUAGAAAAGGCUCAGAAAGCCAUAAAAAAGGAAAAGAGGGCAAGGCUCAGAGAGGAAAAGCUGAAACAGAAGCAGCAGCAGGAGGAAGGAUUGAAAAGGGACACGGAAAGAUUGCAUCCAACUGUAGAAAAAAAGGUAAGUGCAGUGAUUCUCACCUCAAUAGCCCACUUCGGGGAAGCCAGAGGCCAACACGGCAGCGAGGACACCCCAGCUCUGUCACACACCAAAGCACUGACAGCAUGGGUGACAGAGAACAGGUGCCAUGAGUCCCUGCCCUUUAGCCAAGAGAAAACAGAGGGUUCUGCAGGCUCCCGCUGGUAUUUCUUUGGCCUUCCAACUUCCCCUGCUCUUCCUGAGACAAAUGGCGGGAAGGUGGCGUUUCAUUCCAUCCCACCUGCCAGGAAGGAGAAGAAGACCAUCCAAGAACCAAUAGAUAAGGAGAAGGAAGAACAAAUGUAUUAUUUCUCUUGACAGCACAGCCUCAACCACAGCACGUAGGGAUGAAGCUGCUCUAGAACUAGUCUUGUAGAUCUACCUUCUGUCUUUGCUCAGUUGAACAACUUCAGUCCCAUGAAACUUCCUUCUUCUCCUAUUUGAAGACUCCAGGGAAAAUUUGCAACCUCUUUUCCUGCCCAUUGAUAUUUUGCCUAAGAAAAUAAAUAAAAAUUCUCUUAUUUUGCU